UAAUACCUAAAUAACCCCAAUUUCAUCGAGCAACGUGGUGGUAGACCGUUAUAAAAACCUCAGUAUACUGUGCCAUAAAACACUUCACUUGAAAGUUUUGCAAUUAGACGGAUUUGGAGACUAACCAAUCAACGGUUGGCCGGGCGGGAUUUUUGAAAGGACUAGCCAAUCUGUGAAAACAGGAGCAAAUAUUUUCCUCAAAGACGGACUGUGCUGUGGGACAGCUGGUCGGCUUUCCAUGUAGUUACAUAUGGCUACAGCCGUUUGUCCUCACUACUAAAUUAACGUUACAUUUGCACUAGCGAUGAGGUUAAAUGUUACGGAUAAGUGUAAAGAAAUAUUGACGUUCUUCAUGUUGAAAGUAGACGGUAGGUUCUGGAGCUAAUUCUCUUUUCGGCCGUCAGCAAAACUUUUGCGGGUAUUUUUUAUUCAGAGUGCAAAUUUACGGUAAAGUGACCAAAAUGGGGAGUUACGAAGAUGCGGGGGCAGCAGGCGACGUCGUACUUGAUUAUUCACAUUUGAGUUUGAACACUUUUAACGUUGACAGCAUCAGUGACGAGAGGAAAAGGGACGCCAAGCAGCUCUACCUGAGCUACAACCGGCUAGCCUCGCUCCCCUCGUCGGUCAGCCUUUUUUGCAAACUCGAGUUUCUGGACAUCAGCAACAACGGUCUGGUGGAUAUCUGCGAUGGCAUCACGCGACUGACCAGACUGAAGACACUCGUAGCCAAGAACAACCGCCUGGACGAGUUUUCGCUGCCCAAGGAGUUCGGAUCUCUGCAGCUGGAGACGCUGAACUUUAGUGGAAACCGAUUUGAGGAGAUCCCACUUCAGUGUAUGAAACUGCUGCGUCUGCAUUCGCUCUCACUCGGCGGAAACAGACUGAAAAGCAUACCUGCAGAAAUAGAAAAUCUGACCAGUCUAGAGCUGUUGUAUCUGGGUGGAAACCUCAUCUCAGCCAUUCCUCCUGAAGUGGCUAAUUUGCCCUACCUCACCUACCUGGUGCUAUGCGACAACCGCAUCCAAAGUAUUCCACCGCAGCUCACCAGUCCCCUGUACUCCAGACUCCACUCGCUGCGAUCUUUAAGUCUCCACAACAACUUGCUCACUUACCUGCCGAGGGAGAUCCUCAGCCUGGUGCACUUGCAGGAGCUCAGUCUUCGAGGCAACCCACUGGUGGUGCGCUUUGUUAAGGAGAUGACCUAUGACCCCCCCUCACUGCUGGAGUUGGCAGGACGUACAGUUAAGAGCCGAAAUAUUCCCUACUCCGCCUGCGACCUACCCUCAAAUCUGCUGCGCUACCUGGACCUGGCCAGCAAGUGUCCCAACCCUAAGUGUGCCGGCGUCUACUUUGAUUCAUGUGUGCGCCAGAUCAAAUUUGUGGACUUCUGCGGAAAGUACCGGCUGCCCCUCAUGCACUACCUGUGCUCCCCAGAGUGCACCUCUCCCUGCAGCUCCAACCCCCAGAGCGACGCAGAGUCAGAGGAUGAGAGAAGUGUGCCCACUGACCGCCUGCAGAGGGUUCUUCUGGGAUAGUAGGACACCGAGGAGCCUCUGACCCUUGUCGGCAUGUCACUGUGUUCAGCAUUUUCAGAGACAUGAUUGUCAAACAUGUUGAUCAAUUUUAUGGACUUAUGGUAAGGACUCUGCUCCUUCUCAGUGCGCAUCGCUCUACAUAACAUGAGUAAAGGACGUCAUUUCCUAUGUAGCCAUGCAGAGCUGCAAUUCCAGCCUGUCAGUCUUGACUCAUCAAAGUGCUGCUCUGUCGGUUGAGCACAGGGGGGCAGCAAAACCCUUGUUUGAACUCUGAAGACUGGAAGCGUGGCAGGAUUAUUUCCCUUUGUAGGGCAGCAUACUUUAUCUUUAUAUAUAACUCUUGGUACUUUUUAUUAGCUGUGGCACAUUACUCUGCAUGUUUUGGUUUUUUUUUUUGUGUGGUUUUUGUUUUUGUCCAACUGCUGGAAAACGCACAUCAAUUUUCGUCUAUUUCUUCAACCGAGUAAUCAUCAGAGCUGCUAUGCUAACUAAGAAAAUAGUCUGUAGGUUUUUUUUUCCCCAAGUAUGUCAACAGAAGUUAUGACUGUAGUUUUACACCACAGUACUUUAAACUGAGUGAGUGCAAUGUAUGAGAUGGUCCUGUUUACACUGUGUGGUGUAAUUAGACUGGCCCACACAAUGUUAGAAGACUAAGAUUUAUCUGGGUUGUUUCAGCACAGUGAUUAUUGCUCCAGCAUGAUGCCAUAGUUAUUUUAAAUGGACCCAGAAUAUGUGUUGUGUGCUUAGUUGGAAGAAUGCUUGUCCAGGCUUACUCAUAGGAAGUGGAUGUGGGGUGGGCCAUUCAGUGUUAGCACAGAAACAAUAGCUAUUCAGCAGAACACAGCAGCCUUCAUAUUUAUCUUCAGGGCUGUCUCUUUUCUGAGCAUAAACAUAUACUGUAGAUCUGUAAAUGGAGCCCACUGAUAUUUUCUGAAUUCUUUUUGAGACUGAAACACCUUCAUUUCAAGAGAGAUGACAGUGUUUCUGUUCCUGGUUACAUCUCUACUUCUACUUUUUCCUUGUGUGGCACGCUGGCAGAUUUUAUCGCUUCCCAGGAGUUUGUGCAUUAGUGAGGAGGAAAAACUCCCCCAGACUUACAUUAGAGUCUAAUGUCUGGAAACAGACGCUCCUCUUUGUUACAGUAGCACCUACACUGGAGCGUUUGCUAAGUGCCUUACUGAUGGUGACUUCUUCUAACAGUAAAACAGGGUAGGAAGAAAUAUGAUACGCACCCUGAAAUGUGACAAUUACAUUCUGAAUUAUAAAAUCCUUUUAACAUGAUUUUUGUACUUGUCAGCGUAACCACACUAAAGAGUAAAAUGACCUUUUAUAACAAAAUGUUAAACACACCUUUGCCAAAUAGGUGACAAACAGAAAAAAUAUAGAAUUGUUUGUACUUUUACCCCAUUCAGAUAUUGAUGUAGACUGUACAGUAUAUGUAGUAAACAAUAAAGACUGAUUGUACUGUCUUC
Molecule: messenger RNA, 3007 nt
Organism: Monopterus albus (swamp eel)
Lineage: Eukaryota; Metazoa; Chordata; Actinopteri; Synbranchiformes; Synbranchidae
Gene: lrrc58b
Product: leucine rich repeat containing 58b
Exons: 4
Coding region: 462-1535 (357 amino acids)
Cellular component (GO): cytoplasm
Molecular function (GO): protein binding
Source: RefSeq, a predicted model, not a curated record